Messenger RNA from Penicillium pulvis, 1968 nucleotides. RefSeq lists its product as uncharacterized. Lineage: Eukaryota; Fungi; Ascomycota; Eurotiomycetes; Eurotiales; Aspergillaceae. The record is from RefSeq and is a predicted model, not a curated record. Bases 1 to 1968 code for a protein of 655 amino acids. The transcript has 3 exons.
AUGGCCUACGAUGGAUAUCAGCCACCUCCCAACUCGGGCUUUCAGGGAAUGGGAAAUAUGAACACGGAUUCGAAUGAUAUCCAUGGCUACACGCCAACCCCUCCCUACCCCUCGUACUAUGAAUCAGAGCAUAUCACCAUGCCUCAACCUCAGAUGCCUCCCGCAUCGUCGGCCCCUCCCCCACAAAACUACGAAUACCCUGAACCACCCCGACCAGGUAACACAAAUGGCCAUAUCAACGAUGCUGUCAACUCAGCCGUGUAUAAUAAUGCAAACUCCAACUCCUACCUCUCACCGGAAGUCCUGUCGCAGAUCACCUCGACCGUCAUUCAGCAGCUUAAGGCGUCUGGCAUGAGCGAUCUCCAAAGCCCCUCUCAAACCACUCCAACCCAGUUCCCACCUCAGCCCCCACCUCGACCACAGUCGCAGGCGCAACAGCCCUGGAUGGCGCCGCCAACUGAUCUCCCACUUCGCCCUCAGUCCGAGUCUCCGACAGCUCCGCUUCAUCAACGAAGUGGAUCCAUUCCGCCCCCAAGCGCAAUGUCGAGUAGCUUUGAGACUCCGAAGCCACAGCCACAGCCGCAGCCAUAUUCUGGUUACUCGAGCGAUACACGAUCCAAUCCAAAAACAUCGCCGGAUCCAAUGCAGCGUAGAACUUCGAUGUCGAGUCAGGGGAGCGUGAGAGCCGACACACGGCCAAAACCACCUGAUCGAGAUACGACGGUCAUGGAGAUGACCACACUGGAAAGAAUCUGGGGCAAAUUGUUUGAGGAUGAUAAGCCGACAGCGAGACUCGGACAAUUCUUGCGCGGAAUUGCGAUGCAUUUGAUUGAAGAUUACCCGCCCGGCAACACUCUUGUCAUUGUUCCGCAGAAGUUGCAGAAGUUCUACAAAGACACCGAUGUGUCUCCUGAUGCUUAUCCAUGGCAGGAUAUUUUCGAUGACCACACUUCUUCGAUCUCUAGGCUGUUCCGAGAAGUGAAGGCCGAGCAUCACCUUGUUCAGACGGAUGAUCUUACAGAGCGACCCGAUAUUCCUGGAUUGACUCCCAAGGGCUUUGAGAAGUGGGCGACACUCAUGAUUUUAGCCCAUCCAGACCGCGAGUAUGAACGUUUGCAGAAGGCUGUGCUUAACAUGCCAAUCAGCAACCCAGACGACAAGAAGGAGCGAUUCCCCAAAGAAAUCCCUCGGCGCCUGUUCCCUGAGGUCGCCGAUUUGAAGCUACGGGAAGCCACCGAGCUGCACAUCAUGAAACACUGCGGCGUCGAUCUCCCUCGCAUCACUGAUGAAGAACGAUCCAAAGCGAAUCGCCCAAAGGCCUCCCCUCCUGUCAGUAGCGGUCGCAGCAGUGGUAUUAACAGCCCGAGAAACGCUUCAAAGGAACGAAGCCGAUCCUACGAGCGGGGACGGCCUCCACCCUCUGCUUCAUCGUCCACCGCCAUCCUUGAUGAUGAGGAUGAAACUAUUCCCCCAGCGCCUAUCGAACGUGAGCGAAAGCCUUACUCCGCCAAUCCCGGAAGUGGAAAAGUCUACGAUGAACUCGGCAAUACUCGCAGCCACAGAGACUCCUUCACCACGCGACCAUCUGAUGUUCCGCCUGCAUCGUCCAGCCACCGGGUUUCAGCCUCAACGAAACCGCGCUCCCCAACCCGGGACUCCCUAUAUGCUCAGCGCUCCGGUUCAGGUCCAGCUCCUUACCCCCGUCACUCGAAAGGGCACUCGCGCACGUCGCGCAGUUCGUCACGCAGCAUGGAUGGAUACAGACACUCCGAAAGUGACCUGCUCGGUCGCGACCAUACUCCGCGAUACGGUAACGCGUCUACCAAUGAUAUAUACAUGGAGCCAACCGCUAUGUCAACUGAAACAGAUGAUAGCCGUUAUCAUGGAUCGCACCGCAAUAGUCGCACAGAUGAGGAUUACUACCGUGGAUUGCUUGGUGGACAGGGCGGUGCUCCCAAGUAUUACUGA